Pseudoliparis swirei is the source of this 1237-nucleotide messenger RNA. RefSeq lists its product as uncharacterized. The record is from RefSeq and is a predicted model, not a curated record. The transcript has 6 exons. Bases 119 to 925 code for a protein of 268 amino acids. NCBI's taxonomy places the organism in Eukaryota, Metazoa, Chordata, Actinopteri, Perciformes, Liparidae.
UCUCUCCAGCUGCUGGACUGACAACUUCCUCUUUCCCUCAGCAAGGAGGGGCCUCAGAUCCUCUAAAAAGAGUGGAAAAGUGUCAAAGUGCUGCGCCUCAGCGAGGAUUACGCUGAAGAUGAAGUUUUCCUUUGUCUUGUUUCUUUUAUUAGAUAUCCCUUAUCUAAAAGGGCAGCAGAAGAUCGAGGAGUUUGAACACGUUCUGCUGAAACUCAAAUUCCCUUCAUAUUACAAUAUUUACUCCAAGUCCUGCUGUAAACUCUAUCCAGGAGGAUGCUACAAGCUGCUGGACAGUGCAGGAUUCACUUGUGAGUUACUGAGAGGAAGAGUUACGACAACUGAGAAAGACGGCUGGAUAGAAUUUAAAAUAUCAAAUGUGCGCUUUGUGGACGGAGGAUAUUACAGAUGUGUUGUGCUGGGAACUCAGAACCGCAUCUACAGUGAUUACUAUGUCGAGGUGUCUGAGGUUUCUGUUCCGCACAGCCAGACUCAGCCUUUACUGACAACAACUGUCAAAACCCCCAACAACUCCACAACGCUCCCAGGCUCCUCUCGGCCUGCUCCGGCACGGGACCACAGUGACAGGGACAGAGUUCCGUGGAGUUUGGGCCUGCCACUAGCUGUCAUUGUGUCCAUUGCAGUGAUGAUUUUGAUUACUUCAGUUAUUGGUAUUGUCUGCUGCAGAGUCGAGGGAAGACGUAAACCUCCCGGUAAGCAGUUUUCAGAAACUCAAUGUGAGUCACUGAAACAAGAGGCCCCGGACAUGAGCGGCAUCGUCUACACAACAGUGGACUUCACAGCUCACCUGAGGCCAACACAGGUGUAUGCAAACCUGAGGAUGCAGCAAGCGGGAUCCCCCGACUCGACCUGGAGCGCCGAGCCCGAUGGGACGGUGGAGUACUCCACACUGGCAAUCCACCAGUGAAUCCACCUGGGAGGAUCUAGUUCAUUUGGGAUUGUAAUGCCACCGGUUUUGUUUUCACCACCACAUUUGAAAUGUUCAGUUUACUAGAUAGACGGUGGAGUUUGAAAGGGAUGUGUCAUGCAGACGGGAGCUAACAAAAACAUGCAUUUGGUUGCAUUAUGGGAAAUGUACUGUAAGAUCCAGCUUUCUCUGGAGCUUGACCCAUAUCAGGGACUAACAAUCACUUUGUUUGAACUAUUCUUUUGUCUUUAGUGACUUUCUAACUUUAUGGAGGUGCAAUAUUAAAUCACUGAACUACCCCAUAUAUAUAUA